Rhinichthys klamathensis goyatoka is the source of this 2957-nucleotide messenger RNA. RefSeq names its product SLC2A4 regulator (gene slc2a4rg). Bases 202 to 1581 code for a protein of 459 amino acids. Gene Ontology annotation, molecular function: DNA-binding transcription factor activity; RNA polymerase II cis-regulatory region sequence-specific DNA binding. Gene Ontology annotation, biological process: regulation of transcription by RNA polymerase II. The record is from RefSeq and is a predicted model, not a curated record. Lineage: Eukaryota; Metazoa; Chordata; Actinopteri; Cypriniformes; Leuciscidae. The transcript is spliced from 9 exons. Gene Ontology annotation, cellular component: nucleus.
GCGUCUAGUUCGGCGAGAGAGAAAAGCAAAACAAUCAUUUUUAUCCCCUUUUACCGGCUGCUUUUAGGGUCCGUAGUGACAUACACUCUCGACAGUGAGUCGUAGUCCACACAAUACUGUUAAAUGCAUCUUAUCCCACUCAGCACUAAAGUCUACAGAAAGCUGGUGAUCUUGUGAAGUCACAUUUGAUCCAGGUUGAAAAUGACUUCCAAACGGCUUCUCGAGCCUGUCACCGGGAAAGCGCUGCAUGAAGGUGCUUUCAGGAAUUUUGGCAAGGAAAUCUCUCCAAAUGGACAUUACUAUACCUCAACGAGAGAGAUGCACUACAUUCAUAAGAAAUUUGCAUGUGGCAGAGAAGAGGACGAACAGAGCUCAGGUGGGGUCCUUAAAUACGGCUGUCCUGCUCAUCACCUGAUCCUGAGUGGCAUCAGGCUACAAGACCAAACUCACAUUGAGGCUCUGAGCCCACUGAGAGGCCCAGGACCUCUCCCUCCAUCUCCCGAAACACCACACCCGCACACGUCCUCCAUCAUCCCCGUCCCACAUGACAGGAGGCCUUCUGGUCAUGCUGAUAAAGAAGUGAUGGCCGCCACCGUCCUGACCACACUGUCUACCAGCCCGUUGGUGCUCAACGCUUCCUCCAGUGCCUCAGAUCUGGCUAGUAAGGGCUGGAAGGAGAGCCUGUCUGCCAGCUACAGCAGCUCCACCAGUGGGAACUGGAGCUGGGACGCCAGUGACCAAUCGGUGCCCUCCACGCCGUCCCCGCCCCUCUCCAACGAUGCCGGCAAGAGCUUCCUGCUCUCCUCCCAGAGUGAUGACAACAAUGAGGACACCGAGAGUACACACUUCCUGUUUGAGGACCCCAUCCCCCGGAAACGAAAGAACUCCAUGAAGGUGAUGUUUAAGUGUCUGUGGAAGAACUGUGAAAAAGUCCUCAGCACCUCCUCAGGGAUCCAGCGCCACAUCCGCACCGUCCACCUCGGACGAAAUGGAGAUUCUGACUACAGCGACGGAGAGGAGGAUUUCUACUACUCUGAAAUCGAGGUCAACAUGGACACUCUUUCGGAGGGGCUAUCCAACCUCACGCCCACCUCUCCUACUUCGUCCGGGCCGGCCCCCGUCUUCCCCGUCCUGACUUGUGAUGUGUCUCGGUCUGAGCCCGCCCGCAUGAUCCACACCCCACUCAGCCAAUCAGCACCGUCGGCGCUGUGUCACAUCCGCACUGACCACGCUUACCAGGCUACAACCCCUGUCAGCAUUCCCAGCAUGCCCUCUGAACCGCCUCACAGUGAGGAUAGGAUUAGUGUAUCCUGGCAGUCGCCCCCUGUCAUAUAUAACGGUCUACCGGGCCCGAUGACUCAAAUCCGCACUGUGAGCAUCGGAGAGAAGAGACAACCUGUUAACCACACCACUGUCAACAAAGCACACACCAACAACACCUCCGCUUCCAAAGCCACCACUGGAACCAGGAAACCACGCGGCGAAGCCAAGAAGUGCCGAAAGGUGUACGGCAUGGAGAAGAGGGACCUGUGGUGCACAGCGUGCCGUUGGAAGAAGGCCUGCCAGCGCUUCACUGACUGAGCUUUAUCCUUUAGCCCGCUUCGAAACGUGCUCUUUUAUUGCGCCUGUUCCACGGACUGAGCACCGAAAUCUCCUGCACACUCUCACAGGGGGACUUGAUGAGCCGUCUGAGGCGUGUGGCCUUUUAAACGUCACUCAUUCCUCCAGGCCACCAGGGGGUGCUCUUUUCCUACCGCUUCCAUAGUGGGACAACGAGACUGCUAUUCAGAAUAAAAAACUGAUAAAAAGCAAAAAAAAGAGGAAAAUACUUUGGGGGAAAAAAAGCUUAUUGGCUUUUGCUGCAAUUGCAUAUUAAGGCAAAAACAAGUUACUUUUUCAUAAUGAAACAAUCAAAGCAGAUUUUUCAGGCAGUUUAUUUUACUUUCAUGUUUUCCCGGAAUACAGCAAACGAUUUUCCAUGAUUUUAAGUGUGGCAGACUUUAUACAUAGCAGUUUUUUUAACUGUUAAAAACUCUGUAAGCUACUUGGACUGGGUAUUGAGUAUUUUAAACAGUUAACCCUCUCACACGAGAAUCUGAAAACUCAUUUACGCUUCAAAAUCAAACUGUUUCUGGACUCACCGCUUUAUUUUGCCUACAAGCACUUUGAACGGCCAUUGAAAAUCAUUUCGUUUUCUAUUUCGAUAAAGCAGUGCAGUUUAGCAUUGGAAUCGGCGCAUUCGCGUUUCCGCUAAAUAGUCGAGAACUGUUUCGACACACAUCGCUAAAGUAAUACCUCUAAACAAGAAUGAGCCUUACAGAGAGAGACCUCGGUGUACUUCAGCGCGAGCAGCGCGAGUGCAGGAAUGUAAAAUGGCCUCUCUCUGCGCUUACGCACCCAAACCAUUCUGUCCCUCACAGAUCAACUGCCUCUUUAUAAGCUACGAGGUUUAUUCCUGUCAGUCCACAGUAUUAAUUGAAUGGCAGGCACUUUAACCAGUCACACUUCAGAUUUAACCGUCAUCCCAACAGGACAUCCCAGGCUAAUGUGAUCCAUAAAUCAAGUGUUUCCCACACAAACACACAUUGCAGAGUCUUUGUGGCAAUUUCGGGCCAGAUUGUGCUUCCUAAGGAACUAUUCGCUUCUCGUUCAGCUUAUGGGUAUUAUUCACGUUAAGGAAACGCUUGCUCUGAUAACAUGUAGAUGUCUUCCACUGUGCUUUCUUUUCAUAUGGAGGUGAUCAUGUGAUGUCUUCAUGUAAACAGACCCUCUCAAUAUGAGCCAAGCAGCUCUGUGCUGUUACACUGCCAAAAAUGAUUUGCUUUGUAUUUUUGACGUUUUCCAUUACUGAUAUCUAAAAACUCUUGAAUCAAGAUACACUUACUUAAGAAUGGAAAUGACCUGAUGUUAAGUCUUAGUUUCUGAAAAAUAUAUUUCAGAAAAGCAAUAUGCUUGUU